Onychostoma macrolepis is the source of this 2370-nucleotide messenger RNA. RefSeq names its product WD repeat domain phosphoinositide-interacting protein 1. Gene Ontology annotation, molecular function: protein binding; phosphatidylinositol-3-phosphate binding; phosphatidylinositol-3,5-bisphosphate binding. Bases 197 to 1549 code for a protein of 450 amino acids. Gene Ontology annotation, biological process: protein localization to phagophore assembly site; nucleophagy; autophagy of mitochondrion. The transcript is spliced from 12 exons. Gene Ontology annotation, cellular component: phagophore assembly site membrane; cytosol; extrinsic component of membrane. Lineage: Eukaryota; Metazoa; Chordata; Actinopteri; Cypriniformes; Cyprinidae. The record is from RefSeq and is a predicted model, not a curated record.
ACGUCAGCAGGUUUUUGUUUUUGCUCUAACUCAAUGUUGUGCAUGUCAGCAACUGGACGUUGUUAAUCGAGCAUGUGAUAAUAAUAAUUUUAAAAACAGUAAUUAGUUGCCCAACAUAUAAUUUUCUUGAAACGCAAAAUCGGCACAGUUAAUGGACAGCGUAUUUUGAGUCACUGCUGAGUGGGACAGUUUUGGGAUGAUCGAACCGAUCCAAGAGUUCCGAACCGGAGAGAAGGUGCGAAGAUCCGGUUCCUCCCCAGACAGAGAGAGGGCUGAUGGAUCUCCCAAACUUCAGAGGCUCUUCUGCGCUUCCUUCAACCAGGACACGACGUCUUUGGCUGUUGGUGGUAAGAAUGGCUACAGGCUUUUCUCUCUGUCCUCUGUAGACAGAAUGGAUUGCAUUCAUCGAGGAGUGGAAAGCCCUGAUGUGUAUAUAGCGGAGCGGCUCUUCUCCAGCAGUCUGAUGGUGGUUGUGAGCAGAUCCACACCCUUCAGAAUGAACAUCUACCAUUUCAAGAAAGGCACGGAGAUCUGUAACUACAGCUACUCCAACAACAUCCUCGCUGUCAAACUCAACCGACAGAGGCUUGUAGUUUGUCUGGAGGAGGCUCUGUACAUCCACAACAUCAAGGACAUGAAACUUCUCAAGUCUCUUCUCAACACGCCACCAAACCCCAAAGGUCUCUGUGCGCUUUCUGUCAAUCAUUCCAACUCGUAUCUGGCAUAUCCAGGGAGCUUCACCGCUGGAGAAAUCACUCUGUAUGAUGCUUUGAAUCUGAAUAUGGUGACCGUGAUCUCGGCUCACGCCAGUCAUGUAGCUGCCAUCGCAUUCAAUGCUUCAGGAACCAAUCUGGCCAGUGCUUCUGAAAAAGGCACUGUUAUACGGGUUUUCAGCGUACCUGACGGAGUCAGGCUGUUUGAGUUCCGCAGAGGGAUGAAGAGGUAUGUCAGCAUCAGUUCCCUGUCGUUCAGUGCCGAUGCACAGUUUCUCUGUGCCUCCAGUAACACAGAGACCGUUCACAUCUUCAGACUGGAGCACCACAGUCCCAGUAACGAGUCUCCAUCGUGGUCUGCAUAUAUGGGGAAGAUGUUUUCAGCGGCCAGCACCUACCUUCCCUCUCAGGUGUCGGAUAUAAUGCAUCAGGACAGAGCGUUUGCGACCGUUCGCCUCAGUGUGGCUGACGUGAGGAACAUAGCGGCUCUUUCCACGAUCCAGAAGGUUCCGCGUCUUCUGGUGACCUCACUAGAUGGCCAUCUCUACAUCUACAAUGUAGAUCCUCAGGAAGGAGGAGACUGUCAUUUAGUGAAGAAGCACAGACUGUUUGACAGUGAAGAUGAAACAGAACUGGAGGCUGGCAGUCCAUCAUACGCAGCGACUGUUGCCACAAGCACAAAUCCAGACACUCCGUCUUCUAGUUCCCUCACAGGUUUCUCUGAGGAUGUUGGUGUGAAGAGAGGAGAGCUGAUCCCAGAACAUGAGUUUGCGGAUGGACCCGUCUGUCUGGAUGAUGAACAGGAGUUUCCUCCGGUUAGCUUUCAGAACAGAUGAAAACUCGAUCUUCAUGGCUCUUCAAACACAUUUCAUUUCAGUCAGGCUUCGCGGCCGUCGGAUGGCAUCUCUGUAGGAUGCCAAUCACUGUAUGAGCAGCAGUUUGGGUGUAAAUAUCACAGUUGUUGAUCAAAUCAUGUUAAAUAGCAGGCUGGAUGUAGAUUCAGGGAUUCAGGAUUACCAGCUCAGGCGAACGUUUUACAAAUACAUUCCCAUUAUGAAGUGUGUUUGAACUAGAGCAGCUCAUAGAUGUGUGUUUAAUUCAUUCUAACUACAACUGUGAACUCAUACAGUCAACUCAACUUUUGCCACAGAUGUCUGUAAAUGCUAACAUAACUAUAAUAUUAUGAAGAAUAAUGCUUUUCAGUGAAACGGGUGAAACUGAUUUUUAUGAAUGCCAUAAAAUGAUUACCUGCAGGAGGCUGAAAGUCAAAACAGUCAGAUUUUGAAAUUGUGUAAACGAGCAGUUUACAUACAGUAGAGUACAGUAUGAGUGGCAAACCACUACAAAAUCUUCUAUACAUUUUAAUGUUGACCAGAUUAAAUAUAUUAGUUUUUAGGAUUUAGAGUUUAAAUUUGCACAAAGCUAAAAAAAAAAAAGUAUUUGAACUGAUUUCACAUUCCUGUCCGUAGUCAAUAUCACAGUGUUGUUGAUUUGAAUGUGGAACUGUAACAUAAUAAAAUAAAGUUAGCAAAAUGAAAACUAAAUGUUUGCAUGUUUGUGUUGAGGAUGAUGUGCUACACAUUUAGAAAUGCAACACUUAAACAUUUGAUAUUGUCAUCUAAAUUAUUUAUCAGAUGGCAUAAAAUAAUUAAAGCAA